Lecanosticta acicola is the source of this 1193-nucleotide messenger RNA. The record is from the annotation of a GenBank genome assembly. Lineage: Eukaryota; Fungi; Ascomycota; Dothideomycetes; Mycosphaerellales; Mycosphaerellaceae.
AUGUCUACCGACGCGCCCCUUCCCUUCAUAUAUCAAUUCGCCGCCGGCGCCGUGGCAGGUGUUUCGGAAAUUCUGGUCAUGUAUCCGCUCGAUGUGGUCAAGACGAGAGUGUGAGGACACACGCCAACACAACCAUUCUCCGAAGGAUGUACAAUAACGCUUGGAAUAUAGUCAGAUCCAAGGCCGCGUCCCCGUCCCGGGACAGGAUCACUACACGGGCAUGCUGGACUGCUUCAAGAAGAUCGUGGCCAACGAAGGGUAAGACUAUGCAACAGCAGUACCAGCGAGGGCAGCAGCUGCGGCGGCGGUGGAACCGGGCAUUGGGCGAUUUGGAGCAGAGCUGAUGUUCAUAGCGCUUCACGUCUCUACCGUGGUAUCGGCGCCCCCAUUCUCAUGGAAGCACCGAAGCGUGCGACCAAGUUCGCAGCCAACGAUGAAUGGGGCAAGGUCUACAGGAAUCUUUUCGGAGUUGCCAAGAUGAACCAGUCCCUGUCCAUUCUCACUGGAGCUUCAGCAGGUGCGACUGAGUCUUUCGUCGUCGUGCCCUUCGAGUUGGUCAAGAUUCGACUACAAGGUGAGCUAUGCUAUGCUUGUUCAUAUUCCGACGUCUACUGACCCAAGGAUAGACAGGGCUCAAGCGGCCAAGUACAACGGCAUGCUCGACUGCGUGACCAAGAUCGUUCGACAAGAGGGUAUCUGGACUCUCUACCAAGGCCUUGAGUCCACCAUGUGGCGCCACGUCCUCUGGAAUAGCGGUUACUUUGGUUGCAUCUUUCAAGUCCGCGCCUUGCUACCAGCCAACCCGACCAAGGACAAGUCGAUUCAAAUGCGCAACGACAUUAUCUCUGGCACGGUCGGAGGAACAGUAGGAACGGUCCUCAACACUCCGAUGGAUGUCGUCAAGAGCAGAAUACAGAACAGCCCUAAGGUUCCAGGCGGCGUGCCGAAGUACGGCUGGGCGUGGCCGGCGCUAGGCCUUGUCAUGAAAGAGGAAGGUUUCGGAGCGCUCUACAAGGGCUUCUUGCCAAAGGUGCUGAGGUUGGGUCCUGGCGGUGGUAUUCUCCUGGUGAGUGAAAUCUCGGAAUCAAAUGUCCUACCAGGCCAGAAAACUUGCUAACCGUUGCUUUGUAACUCAGGUCGUCUUCACCGGAGUCAUGGACUUCUUCCGCAAAAUGCGUGGAGAGGCCCAGUAA